AUGGGAUGGUCUGCUUGCGGAGGUUCAUUACUCCCGACGACAUCGACACCCAUCUCCCUCUAUCUCCCCUCAUUCCUCUCCUCAACGGAUCUCUACGCCUCACUAGCGACGCAACUCCCGACAAUUACCGACGGCCUAGUGACACUCACACCAACAUUCGACAACCCACUCGCCCCACUCACCCUCUUUCUCCUCCACUACGCCUGGCAAUUCCCACACUUUAACCCACUGUCACAUCUCGUGCGAACAUCAUACGCACAAGCAGGCUAUGCGAUGCUCACCAUACUCGACCCAAAGAAAAACGCACUCGUCUCGCUCCGCCAUGCAAUCUUCCUCGUCUUUCUCUCCUCUUUCCUCGUUCCGCUUUCUGGGCUGACAAAUUGGGCGUUUGCGCUCACAAGCUUGGUCCCCAACGCCGUUCUCGUCCAUUGGAGUUGGAAGUUUUAUCGAUUUGGAGGAGAAAAGAUUGCUCGGACACUCUUUGCGCACUCGCUGUGGUACUUGCCCGUCAUGCUUGGACUGAUGAUGUUCCAUAAGCGAGGUAUGGAGUGGCUCGAGUGGUUAGGUCUUCAAAGUUCAGAAGAGACAGAGGUAAAACCUGUAGAGUCAUCCUGA
Serendipita indica DSM 11827 is the source of this 615-nucleotide messenger RNA. Lineage: Eukaryota; Fungi; Basidiomycota; Agaricomycetes; Sebacinales; Serendipitaceae. The record is from the annotation of a GenBank genome assembly.